AUGCACGUUGCGCGCGUUCUUGCGUCUUCUCCUGACAUUUCCAUGUCAUCCGUCUCCGCCUUUCCUCGAUGCCGUGCUCCAGCUCCGCACCAACAAGGUCCACGUCCACCAAGCUCUUUCACAUCUUUUCACUUCCAUUCCUAUCCACAUAUAGAUUUACCUUAUCCACAACUCAAGUCUCAGCAUGCAGCAUCAUCCGCGAUCCAAACGAUCCAGACCAAACCCCCCACAUGUCUCGUUUAUGCCUCAGCUGCAUCUCCCCUCUCCUCAUCUCUGCCUCUGCCUCUCAUCAAUCAAAGUGCUCAAAGUCAAGACAACAAACAGGCCUCUAGCGAGUCAGCCAGCCAGAGAGCCAGAGAGCCAGCCUGCCAGGCCAGUCGUCGAUCCCACGCGCCCUUCCCAUCGUCCAAUCAACAUCUCAAUGCCCACCCGAACAAAACACACAGAAAGCCCAUCACAGCUUCACACAUCAGACCAAUAACCAACCCCCUGCAACAGCAACGGCAAAUCCACCGACCCAUCGAUCCUCAGCUGUUCUAUCGCCCCAUUCAUUACUGUAUCACACCAACUCCUGCCCCUCCUUCCCUCCCCACCCCCACGACCCUUUCUCCUGCAGGCACAACCGCACCAAAGAGGAAAGCCGAGACCACCCUGUCAACUGCUCUCUUUGCUUACUGA
Molecule: messenger RNA, 678 nt
Organism: Cadophora gregata
Lineage: Eukaryota; Fungi; Ascomycota; Leotiomycetes; Helotiales; Ploettnerulaceae
Exons: 1
Coding region: 1-678 (225 amino acids)
Source: RefSeq, a predicted model, not a curated record